ACCUUGCUCCUUUUUGUAUCAAUCAAAAUCAAUGGCGGAUGGCGAAGGAAAAAGGGUAAUGGCAGUGUUCUUUAUUGACUCCAUUUUUAGCUCAAAUCACUAAUCAAGCUCCCAUUGUUGGAGAGAGAGAGGGUGCGAGGAACCAAUCAACCGCACCCUGUUUGGAGGGAGUUUCCAUUCUUCGAUUUCUUCGAUUUCUUCGAUUUCUUCAAUUUUCUUUUCCUGUUCUAUCUCAAAAUCGUACUCAUAAGCUUGUUUUUGAGCCCUAAAAUCAAAGCUGCAUUUUCCUUCCCUUAUCUCUCUCUCUCUCUCUCUCUCUGUUAUUGUCUUUGUCAGAUCUCUGUUUUGGCUGCUGAUUGUAUUCAUGUUCUUGUAUGAUAUGAAUACUGUGUGAGCAUUUUGUGUGAUUUUGUUCUUCUUCUGUUGUUGUUGUUGUUACUUCUUGUUAGUUAACAUGUUUGAUUGAUGAAAUGGAAAUGUGGAUGUGAUCAUGCAUUUGUAAAUGGUUUCGAGUUCGUUCUGUUGCUAAUCGGUGUUUUGAGUUCUACAAGUUGAGUGAUAAUGGCGGAAGUUCGAGUUUCUGAUCCUAGUAAGCUCCACUUGAAAAAGGAGCUUACUCAAAUCCGGAAGGCUGCUCGUGUUUUGAGGGAUCCUGGUACUACAUCGUCUUGGAAGUCUCCGCUUAACUCAUCUAGAUCUGUAAUGGAUGCUGUAACUGCAACUGCCGCUGUGGCAGCGGCUGGAGCUUCUUCUUCUUUGAACAAGAACUUGGAUGCCAUUGUUCCUCUCCGAAACGAAAAUCGGACUCCCAAGGACAAGAAGAUAUACCUCUACAACUGGAAGAGCCAUAAAUCAUCAAGCACAAAGAGUUCAACCUUUCAGAACGAAGAUCGUGAUGGCAACGACGAUGCUAAUGAUGAGUCGCAUUCAGUUCCGGGGAUCAGUAUUGAUGAUAGCUUGAGUGAUGCUCGAAAUGGAGGCGACUCGAAGAGCGAUACCUACUUGGGAGAUCUCUGUUCUUCAAUAGUCUUCAAGUGCGGUGAUGCAAAUCUCGUGUCAUACAGCAGACCAUCGGCCAAACGGGCUUCUGCAUUCAAGAAGAAGAAUAAGAAACACGGUUCCCAUUUAGAUGUUUUGUCUAGACAUCAACAAAAGGGUCCUAUUCUUGGUAGGAAAUUGCUCGAGGGCCAUCCUUCGUUGUCUAUUAAUUUCAGCCAGGAUGACUCGAUCGAGCAGUCCGAUGACACCGAAGAUUACUCUAAUUCAGAGGACUUCAGACGAUAUUCUCCGGCGUCUCCUUUACUGUUGAAGCUGAAGCACAAAAGUCUCCAUCCAUCUUCUAAGUUAUUGAGAAACAGUCGAAAAGAGGAUUCUUCUUAUUCUUAUAGCACCCCAGCAUUGUCUACUAGUUCUUAUAAUAGGUAUGUUAAUCGAAAUCCAAGUACUGUUGGGUCUUGGGAUGGCACCACGGCUUCUAUUAAUGAUGCGGAUGAUGAAGUUGAUGAUCCAUUAGAUUUUCCUGGUCGUCAGGGAUGUGGUAUUCCUUGCUAUUGGUCAAAGAGAACCCCAAAGCAUAGAGGAAUUUGUGGAAGUUGUUGCUCUCCUUCACUUUCGGAUACCUUGAGAAGGAAGGGAGGCAGCAUUUUGUUUGGAAGUCAUUCUAUUUAUUCUAGGCGCAAAUCGAUGAAUUCGAGUAAGCGAAGACUUGCUUCAGGAAGUGCUCGAGGGGUCCUCCCAUUGCUUACUAACAGUGCAGAUGGAAGAGGUGGUUCCUCAAUUGGAACUGGGAGGAGUGAUGAUGAACUCUCUACUAACUUUGGGGAGCUUGAUUUGGAGGCCCUGAGUCGAUUAGAUGGACGGAGAUGGUCGUCUAGUUGUAGGAGCCACGAAGGGCUAGAGAUUGUUGCUUUAAAUGGGGAAGUAGAGGGGGGAGGUACACCAGAGAGUACAAGAAGUUUCAGUCAGAAGUAUAGGCCGAUGUUCUUUAAUGAAUUGAUAGGUCAGAAUAUCGUGGUGCAGUCACUUAUAAACGCUAUCUCAAGGGGUCGGAUUGCUCCUGUUUAUCUUUUCCAAGGUCCAAGAGGUACUGGAAAAACAACAGCAGCAAGAAUUUUCGCUGCUGCAUUGAGUUGUUUAGCCCCUGAGGAAAAUAAGCCAUGUGGGUACUGCAGAGAAUGCAUUGAUUUCAUGUCUGGCAAACAAAAGGAUCUCUUGGAAGUGGAUGGAACAAAUAGGAAGGGAAUGGAUAGAAUUAGAUACCAAUUAAAAAAGCUAUCAUCUGGACCAUCUUCUGUGUUCUUCAGAUACAAAGUUUUUCUCAUUGACGAAUGUCAUUUGUUGCCCUCUAAGGCAUGGCUCACAUUUCUCAAACUAUUUGAAGAACCCCCCCAACGCGUUGUCUUCAUAUUUAUAACUACUGAUCUUGACAGUGUACCUCGUACCAUUCAAUCAAGGUGUCAGAAGUACAUAUUUAACAAAAUAAAAGAUUGUGACAUGGUGGAAAGACUGAAAAGAAUCUCUGCUGAUGAGAACCUUGAUGUUGAUUUGGAUGCAUUGGAUUUGAUAGCUAUGAAUGCUGAUGGUUCCCUUAGAGAUGCCGAAACUACGUUGGAACAGUUGAGUUUGUUAGGGAAAAGGAUAACGACAUCUCUGGUUAAUGAACUGGUUGGCAUCGUUUCGGAUGAAAAAUUGCUUGAGCUUUUAGCAUUAGCAAUGUCAUCAAACACUGCCGAGACAGUUAAAAGAGCAAGAGAGCUGAUGGACUCUGGGGUUGAUCCGCUAGUUUUGAUGUCUCAACUUGCCAGCCUGAUUAUGGACAUUAUUGCUGGAACUUACAACAUUAUUGAUACUGAGGAUAGCGCCUCAAUCUUUGGUGGACGCAGUUUGAGCGAAACAGAAGUGGAAAGAUUAAAGCAUGCUCUGAAGUUUCUUUCAGAAGCUGAGAAGCAGUUGAGAGUUUCCAGUGAGCGUUCGACCUGGUUCACAGCAACGCUGUUGCAACUUGGUUCCAUAACUUCUCCAGAUUUCACUCAGACAGGCAGCAGUAGAAGACAGAGCUGCAAGCCAACUGAUGGUGAUCCAUCAAGCACCUCAAAUGGGAAAAUUGCCUACAAACAAAUGUCAUUGGCUCAACUUAUGCCUCCAAAGCUAGGUUCGCCUGCAUCGUCCACACAUAAACAGUCCAUUGAAGGUAAAGACAUGUCGUUUUCACGUGAAGAUGCAACUCUUAGAAAUAUGGUUUACAGAUGCAAAAACUCAGAAAAGUUGGAUAGCAUCUGGGUGCACUGUAUUGAAAGAUGCCACUCAAAGACGUUGAGGCAGCUAAUGUAUGCUCAUGGAAAGCUUCUAUCCAUCUCAGAAUCUGAAGGUACCCUUAUAGCUUACGUUGCCUUUGAGGAUGCAGAUAUCAAAUCCAGGGCUGAAAGAUUUUUGAGCAGCAUCACAAAUUCUAUGGAGAUGGUUCUUAGAUGCAAUGUAGAGGUUAGGAUCAUUUUGUUACCAAAUGGUGAGACUUCUAUUAAUGGUAUGGCUGCAGCCAAGUUGUCCGAAGGUGUAGAACCCAAACCGGUCGAUAAAGAACGAAAAGCUGCCAAUCUUAAUGAAAUGGAGGGCUAUUCUAACAGCUCUUUGAUGCUGGAUGCAACAUAUCAAUCAGUCUCUGAUUUGUCGCAGCUACAAACCGAAAGCAACAACCACAAAGAUGGUUCAAGGGAUAGGAGACAAGAGAUCCCAAUGCAGAGAAUAGAAUCAAUUAUUCGUGAACAAAGGUUGGAAACUGCCUGGUUACAGGCCAUGGAAAAAGGCACUCCUGGAUCUUUGAGUCGUUUGAAACCUGAGAAGAAUCAAGUCCUGCCUCAAGAUGGUUCAUACUAUAAAGAUCAAAUGGAAGAAAUGAAUUCAACAGGGGACUCCUCGCUGAAAUGGGAAGAUGAAUUAAACCGUGAACUUAAAGUGCUGAAGGUUAGUGAUGAUAUGAUUGCCCAGAAGGAGCAGGUUGGCAGGCUGGUGGACCGCUAUGCCAUCUCCCCAAGUAUACUGCACGAUGGCAGCAUGGUGGCAAAUUCAAACAAGGAUAACCUGGGAUACGAGUCAAGUUCAGCAGCUGGUGGUUGCAGCGGAAUGUUCUGCUGGAAUAACAGCAAACCCCAUAAAAGGGGAAAGGUAAGAACGAACCAUGUUCGAUCUCGAAAUGGAAGAUUUUCACUGUUUGGGGAGUGUGGGAAGUCGAGGAACUCGGGGAGCCGAUUUAGUAGAUAAAACAUGAUUGUGAUGCUGAUUUUGUCUGUGUUUUUUGGGUACCAUUCUUUUAUAUGGUCAUGGAUGAAAGGCAGUAGUGGUUAAUGUAAAGCUCUCAUUAAUGUAUUGGGUGAAGUUAUGAUGCAUACAUACUAUAAGGCCUCAUCCUGAUUUAAUUGAACCAAUAAAUGCUUAGUAAUGAACAUUGGAAUAUGCCUAAUUGGG
Molecule: messenger RNA, 4461 nt
Organism: Cucurbita pepo subsp. pepo (vegetable marrow)
Lineage: Eukaryota; Viridiplantae; Streptophyta; Magnoliopsida; Cucurbitales; Cucurbitaceae
Source: RefSeq, a predicted model, not a curated record